Messenger RNA from Danio aesculapii, 587 nucleotides. Its product is annotated as ras-related protein Rab-39A-like. Gene Ontology annotation, molecular function: GTPase activity; GTP binding. The transcript has 2 exons. Bases 3 to 587 code for a protein of 194 amino acids. The record is from RefSeq and is a predicted model, not a curated record. Lineage: Eukaryota; Metazoa; Chordata; Actinopteri; Cypriniformes; Danionidae.
AUAUGUAUCAUUUUAAAAUAAUCAUGAUAGGAGACAAUAUGGCAGGAAAGUCAUCCAUGAUGUAUCGAUACAGAAAUGGCUGUUUUAAGCAUAUGGAGAGUACCAUUGGAGUGGACUUUUGCGCUAAAUCCCUAGUGAUGGAACCUGGUGUGAGAGUGAACCUACAAAUUUUGGAUACAGCUGGUCAUGAAAGAUUUUGGGAUGUCAUUCUAAGUUACAUUCCUGGAUCUGCUGGAUGCCUGCUGGUGUUUGACCUGGGUAAUCGCAGGACUUUCAACUUGAUUAAAUAUCGGUACUCAGCCGUGCGUGCAAAAGUGCAUCCAUACAGUCUGCUGUUUGUGCUGGUGGGACACAAGUGUGACCGAGAAGAGCGAGAAGUGAGUCAAGAAGAGGUGGAAGAGUUCGCAAGUGAAGUGGGAGUUCCGUACAUCGAGGCCUCAGCUAAAACAGGUCAUAAUGUGGCAGAAGCUUUUGAGCUGUUGACCCACCACAUUUAUCAGGGCUUAAUAAGUGGAGAAGUGCAUUUGCAUGAAAGCUGGGGAAAGAUUGAGAACAAAAAUAAUGACCAGUCAAGAUUAGCCAGCUGA